AUGCGUAUUUUUGUGAACGACGACCGCCAUGUGAUGGCCAAGCACUCGGCCGUUUACCCGACGCAGGAGGAGCUGGAGGCGGUUCAGAAUAUGGUGUCCCACACGGAGCGGGCGCUCAAAGCUGUGUCCGACUGGAUCGACGAGCAGGAAAAAGUCGGCGGGGAACAGCCAGAAACAGAGUCCAUGGAGACGGCAGCCGAAGAGGAAAACAAGGAAGGAGGGGAUCAGAAGGCCACGGAGCAGUUGACGAGGACCCUGCGUGGAGUGAUGCGUGUAGGGCUUGUGGCAAAAGGCCUGUUACUGAAGGGGGACUUGGAUCUUGAGCUAGUUCUUUUGUGCAAAGACAAACCCACCACAGAUCUCCUGGAGAAAGUAGCUGACAAUCUGGGAGUUCAGCUUGCUGCUAUUACCGAAGACAAAUACGAAAUAAUCCAGUCGGUUGGCGAUGCUGCGAUUGUAAUUAAGAACACGAAAGAGCCGCCGUUGACACUGACCAUCCACUUGACGUCGCCCGUAGUCAGAGAAGAAAUGGAAAAACAGUUAGCUGGAGAAACGCUAUCAGUCAACGACUCCCCGGACGUUCUGGACAGGCAGAAAUGCCUUGCUGCCUUGGCGUCACUGCGACACGCCAAGUGGUUCCAGGCCAGGGCUAACGGGCUGAAGUCGUGCGUCAUAGUGAUCCGAGUGCUGCGAGAUCUGUGUACUCGGGUUCCUACUUGGGCACCGCUGAGAGGAUGGCCUCUAGAGCUGCUGUGUGAGAAAUCUAUCGGAACUGCUAACAGACCCAUGGGCGCUGGCGAGGCGCUGAGGAGAGUUCUUGAAUGCCUUGCCUCGGGAAUCGUUAUGCCAGAUGGUUCUGGUAUUUAUGAUCCUUGUGAAAAAGAAGCCACUGAUGCUAUUGGGCAUCUAGACAGACAACAAAGGGAAGAUAUCACACAGAGUGCUCAGCAUGCUCUGAGACUUGCUGCUUUUGGCCAGCUUCACAAAGUCUUGGGGAUGGAUCCCCUCCCUUCCAAAAUGCCCAAGAAACCAAAGAAUGAAAACCCUGUUGACUAUACUGUCCAGAUUCCUCCCAGUACAACGUACGCUGUCACUCCAAUGAAGCGUCCGAUGGAGGAGGAUGGAGAGGAGAAAUCUCCCAGCAAAAAGAAAAAGAAGAUUCAGAAAAAAGAGGAAAAACUUGAACCUCCCCAGGCCAUGAAUGCACUGAUGAAACUGAACCAGCUCAAACCCGGGCUCCAGUACAAACUCGUCUCUCAGACCGGCCCCGUUCACGCUCCUAUCUUUACAAUGUCUGUGGAAAUCGAUGGCAGCACGUUUGAGGCAUCGGGACCUUCCAAAAAGACGGCCAAAUUGCACGUGGCGGUGAAGGUGUUGCAAGAUAUGGGUUUACCCACGGGAGUAGAAGGCAAAGAAUCUGGGAAAGGAGACGAAUCGGCAGAGGAAACAGAACAGAAGCCAGUCGUUGUCGCUCCUCCUCCUGUAGUAGAAACUGUCUCAACGCCCACCGCUGCUUCUCCUCCCUCAGAUCAGACCCCUGAGAAUGUGAAACAACAGGGACCAAUUCUGACAAAGCACGGGAAGAACCCGGUGAUGGAGCUCAACGAGAAAAGGCGCGGGCUGAAAUACGAACUGAUAUCGGAAACGGGCGGCAGCCACGACAAGCGCUUUGUCAUGGAGGUGGAAGUCGAUGGGCAGAAAUUCCAAGGAGCUGGUUCAAAUAAAAAGGUGGCAAAAGCCUACGCCGCUCUGGCCGCGCUCGAGAAGUUGUUUCCGGAUGCUCCUGUUGCCAUUGAGCAAAACAAGAAGAAGAGGGCCCCCGUGCCAGCUAGGGGAGGACCCAAGUUUGCAGUAAAACAGCACAACCCGGGUUUCGGAAUGGGAGGCCCCAUGCACAACGAAGUUCCCCCUCCGCCCAACAUGCGAGGUCGCGGAAGGGGUGGCAACAUCAGAGGCCGCGGGAGAGGCAGGGGCGGAUUCGGCGGCAAUCACGGCGGCUACAUGAAUGCAGGUGCUGGAUACGGAAGCUAUGGUUACGGAGGAAAUUCGGCGACAGCAGGCUAUAGUGACUUUUUCACAGACUGCUACGGCUAUCAUGAUUUUGGGUCUUCCUAG
Balearica regulorum gibbericeps (East African grey crowned-crane) is the source of this 2115-nucleotide messenger RNA. Lineage: Eukaryota; Metazoa; Chordata; Aves; Gruiformes; Gruidae. The record is from RefSeq and is a predicted model, not a curated record.